UUUGAUGUCAAAACAUUGAAUGGCAGAGCCUUACAACUUAGCACCUCAUGGAGUACCCUCGUGUCACAAGGAGAUUUGCAAUAAACCAGGUGACGAAAGCUCCGAGUCUUACAAUUCCUUCUCGGGCGCGUCCAGUGGGUCCUUGUGCUCAUCAGCUUCCAACGUGUCUGAUGAUGCAACUUCUUCCCCACCUGGCCAUCGCUCUGAGCCAUCCUCAGCAUCUUCGAGCACGUUGCAUCUGGACGCCGAGGGUCCCCUGUAUGAGUUAUCCUCGCUGCUAGAUGAGCUUCCAAUCAGGAAAGGGCUGUCCAAUUACUACCAAGGGAAGGCCCAAUCAUUCACGUCUAUAUCUGAUGCUACAAGUGUUCAAGACCUUGCAAAGAAAGUUUCAUACAGUAAGAGGAUGAGAGCAAGCAAAAGCUAUUCAGUAGGAUUAGACAUGAACCAACGGACAAUCAUUGUAUCAAGGCCGUGCAACAAGAUGAUAGCAAAGAGGCCCUCAAAUGGUUCAUUUGCUAGAGUAAUGCCAGGAACUAGCAACACCAGCAAUUUGAACAUCAGCACUAAAUCAUAUGCCCACCAGAACAAGAGAGUUGCAACACAUAUUGAUCUGUAACAAAGGGAAAACUAGGGUGACAAGCCUCCACUUUCCAUUGACGAGCUGUGCUUCGUGUGUGCUUUAUGCAUGAAAAUCUGAACAAUAUUUGUUUCUACAAUCAACCUGAUUUCUUAUG
Molecule: messenger RNA, 734 nt
Organism: Zea mays
Lineage: Eukaryota; Viridiplantae; Streptophyta; Magnoliopsida; Poales; Poaceae
Exons: 2
Coding region: 20-616 (198 amino acids)
Source: RefSeq, a predicted model, not a curated record